Apodemus sylvaticus (European woodmouse) is the source of this 4889-nucleotide messenger RNA. It is a transcript of the gene Palm2akap2, whose product is annotated as PALM2 and AKAP2 fusion. The record is from RefSeq and is a predicted model, not a curated record. Gene Ontology annotation, cellular component: membrane. Gene Ontology annotation, biological process: regulation of cell shape. The transcript is spliced from 10 exons. NCBI's taxonomy places the organism in Eukaryota, Metazoa, Chordata, Mammalia, Rodentia, Muridae. The coding region runs from base 309 to 4172 and encodes 1287 amino acids.
GGCUGCGGGCGGCCCACGUCCCCGGCUGGCGCGGCCGGUGGUGGCGGUGGCGGUUGAGACUGGGAUCUUGCAGUUCGCGGCGGCGCUGGGGCGCAGCCAGGCGGCCGCGCCGGUGGAGACCGAGGCUGAGCUCUGAGCCAGCCGUGGGCACAGCUUUGCCUGCCCCCCAGGAGCAGACCCCACGCACCCUUAGGCUGUCCCUGGGGUCGAGUUGAGCCCCCUACGGGUGCCCUUUUAUCUCCUUGGGUGACUACAGCGUGUGUUUUGUUUUUCUUCCUUCUUCCCCUACCCGUGUGCCCUUCUCCAGGAUGGCAGAGGCGGAAUUGCACAAGGAGAGACUGCAAGCCAUAGCAGAAAAAAGAAAGAGGCAGACGGAAAUAGAAGGGAAGAGACGACAGCUUGACGAGCAGGUACUGCUGCUCCAGCAUUCCAAGUCCAAAGUGCUUCGGGAAAAAUGGCUGCUGCAGGGUGUACCGGCGGGAACAGCAGAGGAGGAGGAAGCCAGGCGCAGGCAGUCUGAGGAGGAUGAAUUCAAAGUCAAGCAGUUGGAAGAUAACAUUCAGAGGCUGGAGCAGGAAAUACAAGCGCUCGAAAGUGAAGAGUCCCAGAUAUCAGCCAAAGAGCAGAUCAUCCUCGAGAAACUGAAGGAGACAGAGAAAUCCUUCAAGGACUUGCAGAAGAGUUUCUCCACUGCUGAUGGAGCUAUAUACGCCAUGGAAAUUAAUGUGGAGAAAGACAAACAAACAGGAGAGACCAAGAUUCUCUCUGCAUCCACCAUUGGCCCAGAGGGGGUCCAUCAGAGAGGAGUCAAAGUCUAUGAUGAUGGUACCAAAGUAGUGUAUGAGGUGCACUCAGGAGGCACCGUGGUAGAAAACGGAGUCCACAAAUUAAGCGCAAAGGAUGUGGAAGAGCUAAUUCAGAAGGCUGGACAAUCGGGCUUCAGAGGACACAUGUCAGAAAGGACUGGUGUUGCAGAUAGGAGCCUGGGCCAUCCCAAGGAACACAUGCUCUGCAAAGAGGCCAAGUUAGAAAUGGUGCAAAAGUCCCGGAAAGAUCAGUCUUCGGGAAACCCCGGGCAGCAGGCCCAGCCCCCCAGCACAGAAGGGCCAGAGGCAAACCUGGAUCAACCAGUCACCAUGAUUUUUAUGGGCUACCAAAACAUCGAGGAUGAAGAGGAGACUAAAAAGGUGCUAGGCUAUGACGAAACCAUCAAGGCCGAAUUAGUGCUGAUUGAUGAGGACGAUGAAAAGUCGUUAAGAGAGAAGACAGUGACGGAUGUGUCCACAAUCGAUGGGAACGCAGCCGAGCUGGUGUCCGGAAGGCCCAUGUCAGACACCACAGAACCCUCAUCCCCAGAAGGCAAGGAAGAGAGCCUGGCCACAGACCCGGCCCCAGCAUCCGGGUGGUCUACUGUGCUGCUGCAGGGAGAUGAAGUGACUGCAGAUCCCAUAGGAACCGCCGCAGACAUGGCUAUCCAGAAGCCUCCCCAGCUUUCUGAGGAUGCUAACCAGCUGAGAGGCAAGCAAGACAACUGUGGUGACAGUCGCCUGGAGCCUGCCGCCAGCUCUCUCUCCCCAGAUCACAAAAACAUGGAAAUUGGGGUGUCCGUGGCAGAAUGUAACAGUGUACCUGGAGUCACCUCUACCCCCCAUUCCAAGGACCACUCCUCCCCUUUCUAUUCGCCCUCACACAAUGGCCUCCUCACUGAUCACCACGAGUCUUUAGAUACCGAUGUUGCCAGAGAGAUCCAGUACCUAGAUGAGGUGCUGGAGGCCAACUGCUGUGAUUCCUCUGUGGAUGGAACUUACAACGGAAUCUCCUCCCCAGAGCCCGGUGCAGCCAUACCAGUAAGCAGCUUGGGCUCACCUGCCCACUCGGCCGCUGAGACAGAACCCACUGAGAAAGCCUCUGGUAGGCAGGUGCCUCCUCAUAUCGAGCUCCGCAGAAGCCCCUCCGACAGCAUGGCUGAAGGAGAAAGAGCUAAUGGACACUCCACUGACCAGCCCCAAGACUUGCUGGGGAACAGCCUGCAGGCACCUGCCAGCCCCAGUUCCUCUACCAGCUCCCGCUGCUCCUCCCGAGACGGGGAGUUCACGCUCACCACCCUGAAGAAGGAGGCCAAGUUUGAGCUGCGUGCCUUCCACGAGGACAAGAAGCCCUCCAAGCUCUUCGAGGAGGACGAGCGCGAGAAGGAGCAGUUUUGUGUCCGGAAAGUGAGGCCCUCUGAAGAGAUGAUAGAGCUGGAGAAGGAGCGGAGGGAGCUCAUUCGGAGUCAGGCUGUGAGGAAGAAUCCUAGCAUCGCCGCCAAGUGGUGGAAUCCUCCCCAAGAAAAGACUAUCGAGGAACAGCUGGACGAGGAACAUCUGGAGUCGCACCGGAAGUACAAGGAGCGCAAAGAGAAAAGGGCGCAGCAGGAGCAGCUACAGUUACAGCAGCAGCAGCAGCAGCAGCAGCAGCCGCCGCCGCAGCCGCAACCCUGCACAGCCCCAGCUGCCCACGAACACCUCGACGACGGCAUUGAGCACACAAAGGAGGAUGUCGUCGCAGAGCAGAUUGACUUCUCGUCUGCACGCAAGCAGUUCCAGCUGAUGGAGAAUUCCAGGCAAACGCUGGCCAAGGGCCAGAGCACACCGAGGCUGUUCUCUAUCAAGCCUUUCUACAAACCUCUUGGAUCCAUCAACUCGGACAAGCCACCGACCAUCCUGCGACCAGCUCCCGUCGGGGGGAAUCUGGAAGGCAGUGGCACACAGGCAGCCAAGGAGCAGAAAGCUCCCUGUGUAUCUGAGAGCCAGUCUGCAGGUGCGGGUCCAGGUAACGCUGCCACUCAGGGAAAGGAAGGGCCAUACAGUGAGCCUUCCAAACGUGGGCCCUUAUCUAAACUGUGGGCAGAGGAUGGAGAGUUUACAAGUGCCCGGGCCGUCCUGACUGUGGUCAAGGAUGAAGAUCAUGGGAUUUUGGACCAGUUUUCAAGAUCGGUCAAUGUAUCUUUGACCCAGGAGGAGCUGGACUCAGGUUUGGAUGAGUUGUCAGUGAGGUCUCAGGACACCACUGUCCUGGAAACUCUGUCCAAUGACUUCAGCAUGGACAACAUAAGUGACAGUGGAGCUUCUAAUGAGACACCCAAUGCCCUUCAGGAGAACUCACUGGCCGAUUUCUCUCUGCCUCAGACUCCGCAGACAGACAACCCCUCGGAGGGCCGAGAAGGGGUCUCCAAGUCAUUCAGCGACCAUGGUUUCUAUUCUCCUUCCUCCACACUGGGAGAUUCCCCGUCCGUUGAUGACCCCUUGGAAUACCAGGCCGGGCUGCUGGUGCAGAACGCCAUUCAACAGGCCAUAGCAGAGCAGGCAGAUAAGGCUGAGGCACACAGCAGCAAGGGGGGAUCAGAACAGCAGGAACCUGAAGCAAUGGUGGAGGAGGCUGGAAGCCGGGCUCCUGGCUCUGAGAAGCCCCAGGGCACGUUUGCACCACCUCAGGUGUCCUCUCCUGUUCGAGAGAAAAGGGAUGUAUUACCAAAGAUCCUCCCUGUGGAGGACAGGGCACUCAGGGAAAAGGGGCCCUCCCAGCCACCCACGGCUGUGCAGCCCAGUGGUCCAGUCAACAUGGAGGAGACCAGGCCUGAAGGGGGGUACUUCAGCAAGUACUCAGAGGCAGCCGAGCUGAGAAGCACAGCCUCCCUCCUGGCUACUCAAGAGUCUGACGUCAUGGUUGGGCCCUUCAAACUGAGGUCAAGGAAGCAGCGGACUUUGUCCAUGAUUGAGGAAGAGAUCCGGGCGGCCCAGGAAAGGGAGGAGGAGCUAAAGCGGCAGAGGCAAGUGAGGCAAAGCACCCCGAGCCCCAGGGCCAAGAAUGCCCCGUCGCUGCCCUCUAGGACCACCUGCUACAAGACUGCUCCAGGGAAAAUAGAGAAAGUCAAACCUCCUCCAUCCCCCUCAACUGAAGGUCCCAGCCUGCAGCCUGACUUAGCCCCAGAAGAGGCUGCCGGAACCCAGCGGCCCAAGAACCUGAUGCAGACCCUCAUGGAAGACUAUGAGACACACAAAUCUAAAAGGCGCGAGAGAAUGGAUGAUAGUAGUGUCCUGGAGGCCACACGGGUUAAUCGGAGGAAGAGUGCUCUGGCCUUGCGCUGGGAGGCAGGGAUUUAUGCCAACCAGGAAGAGGAGGACAACGAAUAAACCUCCUUCAGCCCAGGAAACUCCUUUGCUGAAGGAGUUUCCACAAAGAAACCAAGAAACUAUUGAAUCAGAAGCAUUUUAAUAGACGACUUAUUAAAGUGCAUACAACAACCCUCAUGUAGACCAGAAGCUGCAAUAUACAAUGAUAAAAUAAAACAAAACAAAAAACAGCAAAGCGAAGUGAACAGGAAGUUCACCCAUCAAACUCUGAGACCAGGGGCAGUAGAGAAAGGAUAUCUUUGUGACUCAAGGAAGCCCCUGGCUUUGGACCAUUCCACAACUGAUCCAAAGGGACACAGACGUGACAAACAAGUCAAGAUAGUAGCUGCAGGCAGAACUAAAGCCAGCCUUGGCUGGGUGUUGUGGAGGAGCAAACAGUGAUGUGGCCAUUCCAAGGCAAAGCAACAGGGCCCAGGCUGGAGCCCCUACCACACCCAGGCUAACUCUCCACACCAGCUUCCCACCCCUUUCUUGCCUGAGGCAUCAGAAGUGUGGGAUUGACUCCAUUUUCUCCAGCAGCCAUAACAAUGAAUGGUGUUUCUUUCCAUAGUUGCCCCAAAAGGGGGGCAAUGGGGAGUCAAUCUCUCUUACAUGUAAUCAUUUGAAACUGGGAACACCUAAUGGCCACAAUAUAUAAGGUCCGUAUUUUUAAGGCAAUAUCUCUUCAUGUUGCAGAUGCAAUCAAUUCUACAGCAGGAGGUUGAGGAUGGUGGGGGG